UCUAACACCAACUCAAGCUGAAAGUGUUGUCAUCAGUCGUUUUUCUAACGUGACUCAUUUGUUUGUUUACAAUCAUUUGACGCACCGUUUUAACACCCUGAGCACGGACCUGACGCGUUAACACACUUAUUGCCGCUUCGUCGCAUUAAAUUAUUUCCAAGCGACUCCUUUUACCCGAGGGAACAAUCUAUGCAGAGAUUGUAUAUUUGAGAGAUGGGUUCAGAGAACUCUGACCACUUUGGACCAGCGGUGGUCCUUGUUGACGAAGAUGAGCAAGAAGUAGGUGGUCUAAUCAACUCAGACGGGGAAGAAGUGGAGUUCUCCGAAGUCAGAGUGAAUCCCAUCUCAGGCGUUGUACCUGCAGAGACUCCCUCCAAGAAAUUGAUUCAGAGCGAGAGUGAAAAGCUAGCAUCCCUCCACAGCUGCUCGGUUUGUGGGAAAGACUUUCCUUACGCCUCUAAGCUUCAGCGGCAUCUGCGCACUCACUCGGGAGAAAGGCCCUUCCCUUGCUCCAUGUGCGAAAAGAGAUUUCCAGAGAAAGGGCUCCUCAUGAUCCAUGAAAGGGUCCACACGGGCGAAAAGCCGUUCCCGUGCACUUUCUGCGCCAAGAGGUUUGCCAGUCAGGGAGAGCUGCGGCUCCAUCGGCGGACUCACACGGGCGAGAGGCCUUACCACUGCUCCAUCUGUCUGAAGAGUUUUUCUCGGCACUGGCACUUGAAGACGCACCUGGAGGCGAUGCACUGCGAGGUAGUUGCGGGCUUCACGAGGAAGAAAUUUCCAUGCUCUGACUGCGAGAAGAGCUGCAACUCGGCGGCCGAGUUGAGGGACCACCAGCGGACUCACACUGGGGAAAGGCCCUUCCAGUGCUCAUUCUGUGACAAACGGUUCGCCUUGUCUGGAACACUGGUGAGGCACGAGCGCCUCCACACCGGUAUCACCCCCUACCACUGCUCCGACUGCGGCAAGACCUUUGCACAGCAGUGGACGCUCACCACACACAUGAGGACUCACACGGGAGAGAAGCCAUAUAGCUGCUCUCAGUGCGACAAGUCGUUUGUCGCUCCUGGGGAGCUCCGGAGGCACACCAGGAUCCACACAGGAGAGAAACCAUACACCUGCUGUGACUGCGGACGGCACUUCUCAUUAGCGGGAACUCUAAGAAACCACCGGCGGUCGUGUACGCAGAGCAAGAGCGAGUUCGUCCCUGAUGUCGUCUUGGGAGUGAGCCGAGCAUCGGCAGAUGAGUCGUACCUGGAGGGCCAGGCUAACUCCAUUGUCUGCGAGGUACCUGAAAGCGAGACCUCUCCAAAUGCUGCUGAGUCUACUUCCUCAGAGCGUCUUAACUGUGUCACAUCGCCUCAGCCAGAAGUUAUCCCGACGACAAUGGAAAACCUGUCAGAGAGCCUAAUUUCCACUCCCCAUGUGAACGUUAUAGUGAAACAGGAAGAAGAGGAGGAACCCUUAUACGAGGAAACUCCUGACCAGGCAUCAGAUGGGGAGAAUUGUGAGACUCCGGAAGAAAAUGAAGAGCUGCGUCAGCAAAGCAACAAAGAGAUUAGGAUUACAGUAAAAGAUGAAGAGGAGGGGUCAGUAAACGAAAAUCCGGAUGCUGACGAAGACGUUGAAAAACGUGGUCUUCCAACGUCGCCUGAGGAAAAGCAAAGUCGAAGCAACUCGAAGAGUUCCUACUGCUGUGGGCUCUGUGGAAGAGACUGCCACAAGAUGUCGGCGUUGCAGAUCCACAUGCGCAUUCACUCAGGCGAGAAACCCUACCAGUGCUCCCUCUGCGGAAAACAGUUCACACAAAAGGGUCAGCUAAAAGGUCACUUUAAAGUCCACACGGGAGAAAAGCCAUAUUCCUGUCCGGACUGCGGCAAGAGCUUUGCCCACUCGGGCGCCAUGAACCGACACCGGCUCACCCACACGGGUGAGAAGCCGUACCACUGCUCCGUGUGCGACCGCAGCUUCAACCAGUCCGGCCGACUGAGGGAACACGAAAAAAUCCACCUGGGGGAGAAGUUCGACUGUCCCGAGUGCGACAAGAGCUUCACGCGCGCUUCCAGCCUCAAAAACCACGUGAGGCUGCACACCGGUGAGAGGCCGUACGGUUGCGACGUCUGUGGGCGGGGCUUCAGCCGCUCGCAGAGCCUCAGGCUCCACAGGAGGAAACACUUCGAGACCGAGGGAACGUCUCCGGCCGCCAAGAAGAAUGACGACUUCUACGAGAGCGACAAUAACUCCCCCAUUAAUAUGUGCAUAACGGAGAAAAAUGACUGAAAAAAACUCUAUUUAUUUAACCAGAUAUAUAUUGGUAGUGUUUAGUACGAGAUAAAAGUCUGUAAAACUGAGAAAGUGGAAAGGAGUGGCUUACCUCUGAAUUUAUUGUUGCCUAUCUGUGAUGCUUCUAUAUAAAAAGUGUUAAAAACUAAAAUAUUUAUCUCUGAAGUGUACAAACAGCCUUAUGAACAGAAACACAGCUGUGGUCUGUGCUACCAAGCAGGAGUACCUGCUCAUCAAGAAGCCCGAAGCUGGGUUACUCCGUACCUGGGUUCAGCACUAUUUAUUUAUUUUUAACCUUUUUUUAGUAUAUAAGGAAAUUUAUACUGAAACAAGUUCUAGUCAACGCCAUUUGAAAAUUAAAAAUAAAAAAAAAACAGUACUACUUUCCUCUGGUUUUCUGAGAUGCACCAUUUCACUUCGUUAUCGUGUAAAAUAAAUUUUUUUGAGUUUCACAUCAUGUUAUAAUAUUCGUUCAUCAAAGACAUACCUGGAGAAAGAGGCCCAAUUGUGAGUAGUUAAGUUGCGAAGUCAAAUUUCUUUUAAGUCAUGAUCGAUAUAUAGACAUGUUGCAACGUAACGUCACGUUGUACAUGCACAAGAUCCCUGCUGGGGGACAAAAAAGCUGCUUGCAACCGAUGACUAUCGUUGGUUUUACUGUCAACAUGAUGAGCUAAACCUUAAAUGUACGCUUGAUAUAUAAAAGAAAAAGUGACGCGGUGCUUUGCGACUAAUUGUCAACACUAUGACCACGACAUAAUAAGGUCCAAGGAUAUCACAUUUCACAAGUUAGUAAAAAGUAUUAAUUGAAAAAGAAAAGUGAGGGAGAGGAAAUUAGUUCAUUUAUGCUAGCUUGACUUUGACACGUCUGCUUAGUAAAAGCCGGGAUUUUUCACCAUUAAUACUUCAACUCAUUAAUCUGUAACAGUAACUACACUGUGCUCUUUAUGUAAAGUGGUUUCAUGAUUACAGCAGCUGUACUUUGUGAUUUUUUUUUUAGAACAGUUGAAAUGGUAAAAAUAAUUUUAUUCUGAAACAUGUUAAAAAGAAAUUGCAGAUAUUUAAUAAAUACGCACAAUUUUGCAGAGGUGUCCAAAGUACGGCACAGCUGGACUGAUUGGGGCCCCAAGCUCAGGUGGUUGAUGCAAAUGGAGGCUUUUUAUGUUUAAUUAGUGCAAAAUUAUUAGACAAAUUAGAAUCUUCUUUAGCACCCACACAAAGAAUUUGUCUUUUGAUAAUUAUACUUUUUGCUUUCUCUUUAAUUUCAGCAACAUUUCCAUUACAAAUGUUCAGAAGUCUUUCUAGCUAUUCUGCUAACGUAAAAAAAACAACACACAAAACACAUUUAGUUUAUGUAUUUUUUAAAAUUCAGUUUGUACAAUUCAGUGGUUAAAGGAAUCACAUAGUAAAACAAACCACAUCACGAUUUUGGCUCGUGACUUUUACCCUGAAAGCAACUGUUGUGCAACUAAAUUUUUACUUGGCUAAAUACAACUAGCUUGUUUAAAGUAAGAGUGACUUCAGUUCUGUUUUUAUUACUGAGACUUGGACAAUUUAGUAUCCAAAAGAAUGUUCAAAUUGGAUUCCUUACUUAUCAUGAAAAACCCUUUUUAAGUUCUGGAUGUACACUGAUUUAAACUUUCCUCUGAAAAAUUCAACCCCUUUAUUUAAAUAAUUUUUUUGGUGAUUUAAAUGUUUUUAAAAAUGAUUUUCUUUUUUUUUUUUUGUCCUGCAAGAACUUUUGCCUUGAUGAUUUUGGCUCGUGACAAAAACUUCAGACACUCUCGCCCUAGUGUGCUUUCUCUUUCAAACUCAAAACCUCCCAGUGAUACACACUCUUCUGGACUGGAAUUUUUAUUAUUUGUGCCUCAGAACGUAGCUGCUGUAAGAUGAUAAUGGUUUAAAACCUAAAAUACUAACUUUAACGAAGCAUUUACACCUUCUGUCUUCAGCAACUUCCACAAACCGCUACCAGUACAGUUCAAACCCCCAAAUCCCACCUCCAUUGUAGGACUGAAGUAAAUUUCUAACUAGGUUGUCUGUUUUUAUUUGUUGUUUAAGUCAAGAGAAAAAGAGACUAAUAAUAAAUUGAUAUCAGCAUUGUUACAGCUGAUUAAAACAGAGUUCUUAAAGAAACCUCUGCUAUAUCAAACCUGCCUCAGUUGUGUUCAAAGUUUUAAAAAUAUGUGUUUAAUAAAUGGAGUAAAGCUCAUAACAGCUCAUAUUUACACACGGAAAUGCAUUGAGAACGCUGCAUGUGCUAUUCAGAGUCAAAACCUUAGGAAAAUAAUAUCUCAAUACACAAAGUAAAGAAAAUGGAUUAUUAGUAAGUUUUU
Molecule: messenger RNA, 4613 nt
Organism: Poecilia reticulata (guppy)
Lineage: Eukaryota; Metazoa; Chordata; Actinopteri; Cyprinodontiformes; Poeciliidae
Source: RefSeq, a predicted model, not a curated record